Messenger RNA from Pantherophis guttatus, 3986 nucleotides. RefSeq names its product solute carrier family 34 member 1 (gene SLC34A1). The record is from RefSeq and is a predicted model, not a curated record. Gene Ontology annotation, cellular component: apical plasma membrane; brush border; vesicle. Gene Ontology annotation, molecular function: sodium:phosphate symporter activity. Gene Ontology annotation, biological process: intracellular phosphate ion homeostasis; sodium-dependent phosphate transport. NCBI's taxonomy places the organism in Eukaryota, Metazoa, Chordata, Lepidosauria, Squamata, Colubridae.
AAGGAACAAGAGCCUGAAGUAGCACCAACAGACAUGGAUUGGGCAUCUGAACCCAGCCCAUUCCAGGGCAGGUUCUUACUUCUUAAGACCUAGCAUCGAAUCAACCCAGGGUAAAAAAAAUACCUGUAUCAAGGCAGGCAUAGAUCCAACCCAGCAAAAUUUUCUGACCUUUUGGCUAACAUAACACCUGUCUAAUCUCUCUUCCAAACAAUGAAGAAUCUUAGAUAUGGCCUCAAUGGCAAUAAAAAUAUAGGUACCGGUAGAAGCAAUAGAUAUGUAUCUAUCUGCAAUACUAAUCCAUUACCCUGGAUAAAUGAUUAAGAUAUAUGGCUUCUUGGCUGCUGAACAUAGGGGAAGCAUCUGGAAUUUCCUUGAAACCAAGACGUCAGGACAAGCGUCACAUUUAUCAUUGGCAAUGUCUGUUUCAGCUGGCAGGCUAUGAUGCUACCUUAUGGGAGAGAAAAUCCAGUGCAAUGCUGUCAAUCCACAGGAAGAGUCUUGCAGGCACCACCCUUUCCCGUCGGACAUAACCUCCAAGUUUUACAGAUGAACCCAAAUCCUAGAGAAUAUUUCUUCCCCGCUGUCAGUUCUAACCUUGAGCACUUUCCCCCUGGCUCCUCAGGGAGGCUGGCAGAAAGCAUGGAGAGCCAUGAAAUCAACAUUCAUUUUUCCAAGAUGUGGGAUCCAUACACAAGUUGGGAUGAAGCAGAGAAACCAGCCCUUGGCAAAUGUGCAAGAACCAGAUCCAUCCUUAUUUCCUUUCUCAAGGUCCCCUUGAUGUUUGCCUUUUUAUACCUGUUUGUGUGCUCCCUGGAUGUGCUGAGCUCCGCUUUCCAGCUGGCAGGAGGUAAAGUAGCUGGAGAUAUUUUCAAGGACAACGCUAUCCUCUCCAACCCAGUGGCAGGGCUUGUGGUAGGAGUCCUUGUUACUGUCCUUGUCCAGAGUUCCAGCACCUCCACUUCCAUCAUCGUGAGCAUGGUUUCCUCAGGGUUGCUGGAGGUAGGUUCAGCCAUCCCCAUCAUCAUGGGCUCCAAUAUAGGGACCUCAGUCACCAACACCAUUGUGGCACUCAUGCAAGCUGGCGACAGAAGUGAAUUUAAGAGGGCCUUUGCAGGGGCCACGGUGCAUGACUGCUUCAACUGGUUGUCAGUACUGAUUCUGCUGCCUCUGGAAGUGGCCAGUGGCUAUCUGCACCACAUCACCAAAGUUUCCAUGGCAACUCUCAACUUGCGCAGUGGACAGGAUGCGCCAGAGCUUCUGAAAGUAAUCACGGAGCCCUUCACUGGCCUUAUUGUUCAGCUGGAUAAAACAGUGAUCACAGGGAUUGCCACAGGCAAUGAAAGCUUGCAGAACAGAAGUCUGAUUCGGGUGUGGUGUGAAGCGCCAGUUCCACAGAUUUCUUCAGCAGGCACAAGAGGAAGAUCCCUAAACUGCAGCUCCCUUAUGCCAAACAGUCUGGAAACUGCUGGGAACUUCAGCAGUGCCAUGCCACAGAAAUGCAACCAUCUGUUUGUGGACUCCUCUCUGCCAGACUUGGCUGUAGGACUCAUGCUGCUGGCUGGAUCCCUGGCUGUACUGUGCACCUGUCUUAUGAUGUUGGUCAAAUUACUAAACUCUGUGCUCAAAGGCCAAGUGGCCAGAGCUAUCCAGAAGGUCAUUAACACAGAUCUUCCAUCACCUUUUGGAUGGGCCACCGGUUACUUUGCCAUGCUUGUUGGUGCCGGGGUGACGUUUGUUAUGCAAAGUAGCUCUGUCUUUACUUCAGCAAUCACCCCUCUCGUAGGUCUCGGGGUGAUUAGUUUAGAACGUGCCUAUCCCCUCACUCUUGGUUCUAACAUUGGAACUACAACUACGGCUAUCCUAGCAGCCCUGGCCAGUCCAGGGGAUAAAUUGGCCAGUGCCUUGCAGAUUGCUCUCUGCCACUUCUUCUUCAACAUCUCUGGGAUUUUGCUGUGGUAUCCCCUACCUUGUACUCGCCUUCCAAUCCGCAUGGCCGAAGCAUUAGGUGAGCAGACAGCCAAGUACCGCUGGUUUGCUGUCUUCUACCUGAUUAUCUGCUUCCUCUUGUUGCCGUCGUUGGUUUUCGGACUCUCCGUGGCAGGGUGGCAGGUGCUGGUUGGAGUGGGAGCUCCAUUCCUGUUCCUUCUAGCUUGUGUGGCCGUUAUCAACAUCAUGCAGUCACGAAGCCCCGACCGACUGCCCAGGUGGCUUCAGAGUUGGGACUUCUUGCCAUACUGGCUCCAUUCUUUGCAGCCCUUGGAUGGGCUGAUGACCAGAGCCACGCCGUGUUGUGCUGCCCAUUGUUCAAGUAGCCGAGAGGAAUGUAAAAAUAAAUCACCAGAGGUUAAGGUCAGAAGAGGUUUGCCGAAGCCUUCUGUUUUCUUCUUAGAGGAAUGGUCUCCACCACCAAGACUUUCACCCCAGCUGAAUAUCCUGCCAAUGCAGCGUGCUAGCCGCCUGUGAUUUGUGCUGGAGCACAGCUCUGCAGACAGCGGUGCUCAGCAGACAGGCAAUAAUAAAAGAAAAAGCGUGACAAGGAACUGCAUCAGUGCAAAUAUUGGAGUUUGUGCCGAUGGUUGCCCUCCUCACUGGAGCACUGCCAUUGCCACCUGUGUAUUCCAGCCAAUAUAGAUUCAUGUCUCAUUGGGCAGAACUUUUCAUGGGAAAUAUGCCUAUAACUGGCAUUUGGUAAUCACUGUGCAUAUCAUUUUGACAUGAGCAUCAAUGAAUGAGCGCAAAAUAAUCAGCGUCUGGACUUCCAUAAUGUGCGGGAGAGUUUAUAAUACUUACAAUGCAGCAAAAAACGCCACUCUCGAUUGCCCUUAGUAUCUGUGUAACAGGAGCUUCAUAUAUUCAGAAGUUAUUUUGUAGCAGAACUGUAGGUCUCCCUGAAUACUGUUUACUCAAUGUGCAACACAUUUGCAGAAUUACUCAUAAUGGUGCUUGGAAGAUAUUUCCUUUUUAACUUGACAACAAGGUCCUUCAGAUGUCUGAUGACAACUCACAUCAUCUCAAAAUCAUUAUAUGUGCUAAUUAAAACUGGUGGGAAUUGGAAGCAGAAACCAUGUAGAGGUUGUUUGAACCUGUAGAAUAUCUACUUCAUUUUAUAGAAUUGUCUUAAUAGGUUCUGACCAUCAAAUUCUUUAUGAGCAAGAAAGUAAUAGAAACUGAUACAAUGGUGUUUCUUAAAUAGUUCCUAUAAUAAUAAUUUUGGAAUCACUAAGCAACCAGUUGCUACAUUUAUACCGCUUAUAUUUCUGCUGAGUAGUUAUAGAUCACUUCAAUUUGGGUUCCAGAAAAAUUCUAGAAAUAAAACUGGGGAGACAUUGUUUCUGUACUUUUACUACGGUAGAUAACUGUUCUCAUAAUUUUCAUUAUUCCAGUUAAAAUGCAGAUUGUGAAGAAUAUGAUGUGUACUAUUUAUAAAAUAUGACACAAUAUUCUCUUGGCUACCGCUGAAUCUCAGCUGAGGUUGAACCAAUAACAUGAUGCAGAUCAGCAACUAACAAUCCUAAAACAGGAGCCAUUUCCUUUGAUUUUUAAGUUUUUAAGAAUAGAAAACUCUAUGUUAACGGAGAAACUGAUCACAUAUGAAAAUCACUUUGGGGGGAGGGAGUGAAUCUAUCCCAUUAGCAGACCCUGAACAUGGUUUGAAUUAGGAGUUCAGCCGCCACUUUGGAUGUUUUGGUUGCUUUAAAAAAAAAAAUUGCAAGCACUAUGAAUCUUUGUAAUCUUCCCUGGAUCUUCUUCGUGUCUCAUGUUCACAUUUACUUUAUGAUUAUAUCACCAGAAUGUGCACUCUGUCAUUUUUACCUUUGCUUUAGCACAUAAUCCCAGGGCAGCUUGUGUUUCUGCUUCUGUCGAGUUUGAAUUUGCAGAGUUUCUUUCAGAUUUGUGUCCCCUGUUGCAUAAUUUGAGCAUCCAGAUGUGUUUCUAAAUCACUCCUUCAAAAAUAAAGUUCACUGAUAAAUCUGUUCUUUAAGCCA